AUGGCUAAAAAUAAACGCCAUCCCGCCUCUGGGGGUGUCCUACCAACCGCGGGGCCAGCGAGCUUGCCAACGAAAGCCUUGGACCCAAGCCGGGUUUAUGGUAGCGCGAAGCCGCCCAACCUGCGCGAAGCCUUCAAUGAUUUCUAUCCUAACGGUCUACCCAAUGUCUACAGGAUGCUUGAGACUCCCGGCGUCAACGGUAUCCAGCAGACGUAUAUUGAAGACUAUCUUCCUGUGGGAUUCUACACUAACCCUCGCAUUGACGCCGCAGCCACCUUCUCUACACGAUGCGGAGAGCAGGCUUUCCGUCAUAUAGACCAGUUGAUGCCUCAACGUCGCAUCCACCUCUGGAACAAAGAUGAAAUCCAGUCCGUUUGCAACUCGCUGCGCAGACUCUACUGGAAGUUCAUGAAGCCCAUGCAGAAACCAUCUUGCUGGGAUGACUUGUGGAUCUAUUUCGAUGCCAGCGAUAUCUACAACUACGGAGCCAUGAAUCUCUGGAAUGUGGUCAACCAUCUCUAUGAUGAGAAUCAGAUCAUCGCUGCCGAUGUGACAAAAGAGACUGCAGUUGAAGUCGGCCUCUGGGUUGAUUCAUGGAUGUUUGACGAUUCCAACUGCAAGAAGCUCGAAGACUGGGAUGGAACGAAAUCUGUCAUCUCACUUCUUACUGAUGACGAUUGGAAGUCGGUCGGUCGUAUUCAAACUGACGUUGUGGCACUCGUCGAGAGUGCUCUUACACACCGGCACUCCCUGCGACUUGACCCAGGAAAGCUCAGGCUGGGUUCGGAUGUGAAGCCAAAUCAUCUGAUGAAAUCUUGUGCCGACAAUAACCUCGAAAACUGGCUCGCUGGUCAGCGCAUCUUUGAGCCCUCCGGCCUUCCGAAAGCUCCUACGGUCGCCCCUCACCAGACCUCACCAACUUCCAAGGAGGCUCCGGCGCCCGUUUGUGUAAUAGAUGGAAGACACUACUACCAGCCACCAUCUGAAAAGCGCGUACCCAGUGCAGUGGAAGCACUGCACCAGUCCGCUGCCGCUGCCGGGCCUGUCGCUCACAGUAACAGCGACGCAGUGUUGACGGAACAGACCGAGGUGACUAAUUCCGAGACUCUGGAAACUCUUCGAGUACCACCUCAAAUUCGGUCCAAAUCUACUGAGCCUACUCAUACUGUGUCAUCCCCACCACCCGGCGAUGAAAAGAACGGCCAGGCCGCUUCUAGCUCAUCAACAAAGCAGAAGAAGAAAUUGUCUAAGAAACAACGUGAUUCAGGAGAGCCUAAUGUACAAACCCCGACAAAAGCCGGGCGACAAGGUCGUGGCAACCCUCGGGCAACUCCAGGAGCUUGCAAGUCCACAGUGACAGCAUCACUGCCAACAUCAACCGUAAUGGAAUUUUCAACCCUGACGACUCCCGAAAAGCAGACCAGCAGCGGCACACAACAAACUGGACCCAGCCCUUCUCUCGAUGAUCCGAACGCUGAGCUCAAGAGGAACCAGCGACCAAACCAAUCUUUUGCUCGCUCAGGUUCUCAUGAACAUAAGGGCAUACAAUCUCUUGGUGACACGAACACCCUCAACCACUCGCAAAGGUUGGACUUGAAUCUCCACAUCAACCACGCGCCUGGUGUUUACUCAGAGGGGGCAAUGCAAUCAAAUUACAUGAACAAUCCUCUGGGAAUCACCUUCCACCCUUCUGGAACCUUCAAUCAUAUCGCCCAAGGAGGAUACCCUACCCUCCAGGAUAAUGCCUCAAACGUCUCGAACUACCGCCAUGUAAGCAUGCAAGUAAGCACACAACCACCAUACCAUCAUCCAAAGGGUUUUCUUCCCAACCGGGGUCGGAAUCCCAGCAACUCUUCCCGCCUGGAUCGCUCCGAUUCGAACGACAACCGAUGGUAUCAGAACGAGAACUUGAACAAUAUGAACUCGGGUUUCAAUCGUGGAGGUUAUCAGCGCGGUGGACGUAAAGGGACAGGACGUCGGGGAGGCCAUAACCAGCGAAACGCAACAGCGCCCGUUACUCAACCAUAUACUGGUUCCGACUCCGCCCAGAAGACGCGCGACGGGGGAUCAUGGAAAAAUAAGUGGCGCCGAGAAGGCUCGGACCCAAUACAAGUGACAUGUCAAAACGUUCAGGAUGGUCAUGAAAUCAGAGAGUAUGUUCCUUGCUCUUGUCAGAUGUGCGAGGCUCGCAACCGCUCUGUGCACGUCGCCGCGAAAUCCCACCAUGAAAUACCAUCGCUAGACAUGCAGUCACGGAUCAAAUCUGGUUUGUCUGAACGAUUCGGACUUGUGGACGAAGUGUAUCCAUUGCCCUCCAAGGAACCAGGGCGCUUCAUAGUCAGGUUUGCCAACCCAUCGUCUGUUGGUGAAGCGUUGACAAUGGGUGGCGGAAACAUGCCCGAGCAUGCUCUGUCGAUUACUUUCAGCCCAGCCAUGCGCUCCAAGUGGACGCUCUCCGAGCAAGCACCGACUCGGGUGACUCCUAGCCAGGUUAUUGACCAAAACCCCCCAUCUAUGCCAUUCCAACAGUAUUCAUUCGGCCUUGCGGUGCCUGGCAAUGCUCCAGGCGUUGCUGUAGCGCACCAAAUUCCGCCUGGGAUGCUUCAUCCAUCUGUGGCAAACCCAGCUAAUGCGCACUGGUCCAAGAGCGGUGGCCAACAAGCUUUCUCUGGAUUUCCACAACCUCAUGUAUUGGAUCGACCAUCUGUUGCUCCUCAACCAAUGACAAAUCCACCUCACUUCCUUCCUGCUGUAUGCGGCUAUUCUCAAAAUGAAGCUUUUGUUCCGGGCCUUGCGCACCUGGAGACUGUUGGCCAAACCCUCGACGAGCCAUUGCAAACAAAGCCACCGGCCGAGGAAGCGUUGGAAGACAUUCAUUGUAACGAUCGGUAUGAUUCCUACAGUCCAAGAAGCGACGGUAACGGGACUGCCGGGACCAAAGCCCGUGUUUCGUUGCCCAACACCCCUUCCAAGGCUUCUGCUAGCACGAAGGAAACACACGCAAUGCAACUCAUGGCCAAAGAGAAGAAUGACCAGGCCAGUGGCGAGGAUGUGCCUCGCCUUUCACACAUCGCAACAUCCGAGUCAGUUACAAGUGCCACGAUCCAUAUCCGCGUACCCAGUGCCUUCACCGAGAACGAAAUCAAAGAAAGGCGUCAAGCGUGGGCAAAAAUCUCCAUGCCACUUAAUCUUCACCGUCCUAGAAAUUUUACGCCAACUAAACCCAACAGUGGCUCUAUCAAGGAUGGUGACAAGCGUGAAGCAUACGCUGCUGAAUCAGAAUUGUCAACCCCGACACAGAAUGUGACAUUCACGCCUGAUACUGGCAGUGUCUAUGAACAAUCUCCUGGAAAGCCAGCAUCUCCAACAUGUGUCCAGAAGGAUUCCUCUAUUCCCAGCUCCACUGGACCGACAGGACAAGAAACAAGGACCGAGGAGAACGUCGACCAGAGCCAGGAACCGGCUACCACCUCUUCUCAAAUCGGCAAGACUGGAGUCCAGAGUGAGCCAGAUCAAAUUCAAGCGCUCAACUCCAUCGAACCAGACACUCUACUCCAAGUCUCAGACACAAACCGGCGUCCAGACAACGCACAAGCCGCUCAGUCAAAAGGGAAGGGAAAGGGUUCGAAGCCGAAGUCGAAGAAGAAAAAGCCAAAACAUAAGAUGAUGUCUCAAGGCAACGAAUCCAACUCCCACACACAACAAAUCCGGACUUCGCCCCCACCCGUUGCCCCUGAGGCUACCCAAGCUCUCCGAGACGAUUCUGAGAGCGCGCCUCGCGACCCUUCAUCCACAAUCGUCGCCGACAACCAACUAUUUGAAGCACUCUCCCCUACAAAGCGACAUCAUGACGACCCUGAACAACGUUCUGAAUCGGGAUUUUCUAAGCGAAGCAAGAAGCAUGGGAACACCCAGGAAACGACUCUUGAUGAAUCCGACUCACCUGAUGAGGACGCCCGUGGCCGUAAGGGAUACAGAGUUGGCAGGGGAGGUUCCCUUCGUAUGGGCAAGACACGUCGACCCCGUGCCAUUAUGACUGUAUCAGUACUUGCAGAGCAGCCCAUGGACGCCCAAAUGUCACCUCCUUCGUCAGAUUUUGCCUUUCAAUGCCACAGCGCUUCUGCAUCUACUGGCCCACCAAGCCUGCGCGGGCCUGACAAUAGUGCAAUCAGUCGAUUGAACCCCGAAGCCCAGGAGUUUGUCUCACCAUCUAGAGUGACACCCAUUGACAAGCAAAUUGCUUCUGGUCUCAGCAAAGAUGAAGCCCUCGAUAAGCUCGUAUCCAAUGAUGCAACUGAUCGCAAACGAAACGCCAUUCAGGAACCACUGAAGUCCGGCCUAGGUGUACCUCCUAUCGAUGACUUCAUGCUUCCUGCAGCCGAUAUUUCAACCCCAAAACAUCGACGGGCUCUCUCGGAAGCGGUUCAGAAAGAAAAGUUGGCAAACAACAAAGAGGGUGCAUGCCAGGGCCAGGUGAAGACACCAGGGAAAGGUCCUAAGCGAGCAAAGGGCAAAGAAAGAGCCGUUACACUCGGGGCGAAAAAAGAAAAGGUCGAGGGCACAGAGAACGGGACCCAGGAUACACCUCGGACUCCCAAACAACCAGGCACCAAAACCAGGAAGCCUGGUCAGAUCAAUGAUGAUUGGCCUUCUCUUCCAGCAUCUCGGGAUCGCGCCCCUUCAAAGCCACAAACACCCCCGAUCUGGGGCGCAAAGGCAAAGACUGUCGUAGAAAAUGGCGACUCAACACAGGACUCUCCCGUAACCAAAGGAUGA
Molecule: messenger RNA, 4776 nt
Organism: Fusarium pseudograminearum CS3096
Lineage: Eukaryota; Fungi; Ascomycota; Sordariomycetes; Hypocreales; Nectriaceae
Exons: 4
Coding region: 1-4776 (1591 amino acids)
Source: RefSeq, a predicted model, not a curated record